Messenger RNA from Penicillium atrosanguineum, 972 nucleotides. Its product is annotated as SAGA-associated factor 29 family protein. The coding region runs from base 1 to 972 and encodes 323 amino acids. The transcript has 3 exons. The record is from RefSeq and is a predicted model, not a curated record. NCBI's taxonomy places the organism in Eukaryota, Fungi, Ascomycota, Eurotiomycetes, Eurotiales, Aspergillaceae. Gene Ontology annotation, cellular component: SAGA complex.
AUGUCUCGAAACCGCCCUCGACCUCGCGACAAUGGACUAGGGAACAACGAGGAAAUGGAGCUGUGGACUCGCAUAUGCCAGGACAUCCGCAAGUCCAAAGAGAAGUUCGACCAACAAGCUUCCUUAUCUGUGCAGGUUAAAACACUGGUAGACAGGAUCACCCGUGAUGGUAAACCCACCAUGAGCGACCACGACCAACUCGAUGCAUGGCUGCGCCAAAGCCAGAAACUCAGCGAAGAGGAGCGGUCAAUCAUGCAGGACGAGCCUUGCGACGUGAUCAAGAAUCUCGAACUCCUCACCGCGCUUCGAAAAGCGUCCGAAGCCGAAGCCCCCGGCGGUCGCUCAAACGCCCUCUCCAAGUCUCGAAAAAAGAGGUCCGACAUGGAUAGCUCAGCUGCCGACUCCCCGAGUGCCUCAGGCGCCGAUAAGUCAAGUCGCUCCAAGGGUGGGGUCCCGCGUAGCGCGAGCGUGUCAAGCACCCAGGCACGUGAGAGCCGCGGAGACCCCGUGACAGUCAAGAUUGAAGAAGGAAGCGAGGGAACUAAGGGAACUGCGGCUGAGCGCAGUGGGAUUCUCCAGGUUGGUGCACAGGUUGUAUUCAAGCACAAUAAGAACAAGCAGGGUGUGGAAGGGGAGGGUAUUCAGUGUAUCAUCAAGAACAUAUCUGGCGAUGGACAUAAGAAACGGUGGUACGAGGUCCAAGACCCCGAGCCGAAUGAGAAUGGCGAGCAGGGUGCUGUCUACAAGACAACCGCAUCGUCUCUCAUUCCUAUUCCGCAGAUGGGAUCCUCGAUGUCUGCAUUUACAGUCGGCAAACAGGUCCUUGCCAGGUACCCUGACACAACCACGUUCUACCGCGCGGAGGUGAUGGGGGCGAAGAAGGAAGCUUAUCGCCUCAAGUUUGAGGGGGAGGAAGAUGACAAGGAGAUGGAAGUUGACCGUCGCUACGUCUUGGAUAUUCCAAACAAGUAG